UUGGCGCCAAUGCUGAGAGUGAGAAAACGAUAAUUUCGUUUGCAAGCAGCACGAGAGAGAGAGAGAGGGAAAGAGAAAGUGAAUGGCAUACCCGAUUCUCCAUUGCAAUAAUGCCAGAGGUUUUAUUAUCAGUCACUAUUUUGGGGUUAUAGAAACAUACAUAAUAAAUUGUUGAUGAAAUUAAGAUGAAAAUAGUGAAAAGCUAAUACUAAUUGAAAGAAUUGUGGCGACAUGGCUAUUAUACAGUAUACGUUUCUGCAUAAGGCUUUGUUUUUUGUAUGUCACCAUGUACAUGGCUGUGUAUGUAAUAGCAGGCGAGCGGCGUUAUUAUGGCUUAAUGAUUAUUUAAUUCCGCUUCGACAAAUUGAUAUUGUAAACGUCAUCAUUAUCGAAUUUUUGUUUUUAAUCACAAUUAAGCAAUUUUCUGUUUUGUUUUGCUCGCCUAUAUCUUGUUGCAUGGCUAACCGCUCUUAAACUCAAGAGUGCGUGCAAACAGGGUGGACGCUCUAUAAAGAUUAGCUAUCAAAACCAGCUGUUGGUUGUUGAGUGUUGGUUUCAUACAAUGUCAUGGAGUUUGCAGAGACCUCUAGAUAUUGCGGACGUAAAAUCAAAAAGAUACGCCUAUCCUCUUGUAGCUUUGGCUGAUCGACUAAAAUAUUUGCAAUACACAGUUGGACUUCUUAGUGUCGCGAUAGCGAAGGUUCUUCGGGAAUUCCAUUUGUCCUUUAUGAGACCCAUGUGAAAUGCCUUAUGAAAAAUUCAAUAAAAAGCGCCGACAAUGGGAGGAUAAUGGAGUUUUAGAAUUAAUUAAAUUGUGGAAAGUCUGUGCCUAUGAGUUGCGCACCAUAAAACGCAAUGGCCAUUUGUAUGUGGCUAUGGCAAAGCAGUUAACUGCCUUAGGUGUACCUGUAACAGCUCUAGAAGUACAUUUCAAAGUAAAUAACUUGACUCAGCGUUACAGACAAGAGCAAAAAACUUUUGAAACUACGGGCAUUAUAAGUACGUGGAAAUUCUAUUCACAAGUGGAUGAUGUUUUCAAAAGUUUGUCCGGUCAAGCUGGGUAUAAAGAUAAACGCAUUAUGACGCCUGCAUCAAAUCCGAGUACUUUACCAUCGGCAUCGGAAUCGCCAGUCUGGAAGAAUCAAAUGUCUCAACAAGAAUUUAACAGUAAUAAUUCCGAAGGAUUUUACAAAUCUGAAUAUGGAAUGCACCGACAUUUUAUGGAUCACACCCAGCCACCACCGAAUCAAAACAACGAUGUGAACUUUAUGGCCUCCACAGCCGCUGCGGCUGCAGUUGCUGCUGCUUCGGCGCAACUUAAUUCAGCACCGAAUAACACAAAUGCAAAUGGUGUGGUGCCAAAUUACAAUAACAAAAUCAAAAAACCAACUGAAGAAUAUGAUAAAUUCGUAGAUAUUGUCAAAAAUAUCGUCGAUAAUCACAAGGCCACACCGGAUAAAGUGGAUACCUUUGGGGACUUUAUUAAAUCAUAUAUGAGGCGAUGGCCAGAACGUUUGCAGGACGAAGCCAUAAAUCAUAUAACCAAUUACGUGAUUGUUAAAAACAUGGAGAAUACGAUGAAUAAUGGCGGGGAUGGUGUGAAUAAUAGACAAUAAUACAAGGGAGCUUAGAGUUUAGGUUUGGUUAUAUUCUGAUAAAAUAAAUUGUGUAUGUGUAUGUUGUAGCAUUAGUGUCAGUUUUAAGUAUACCAAAACGUUACUUAAUUUAAAGAAUAUGAACAAUUUUUCACUUUUUGAUUUUAAUGUUUAAGCAAUGUUUCAUGGAGAGUAGGGAAAAUAUAUAUAAAAGCUAGUAAUUUAGUGCUUGUGAAAUGUAUAUAAUAUUUUUUUUCUUGUAAGCUGAAAGUUCUUUUAUUUUAUUAUUAAUUUAAGUUAAUGCAGUAAGAAUAUGUUUAUUUUACAUAUUAUAACGGAAUAAAAAAAGAUUUUACCCUCUUAA
Messenger RNA from Anastrepha ludens (Mexican fruit fly), 1959 nucleotides. RefSeq lists its product as uncharacterized. Gene Ontology annotation, biological process: positive regulation of DNA-templated transcription. The coding region runs from base 744 to 1616 and encodes 290 amino acids. The transcript is spliced from 6 exons. Gene Ontology annotation, cellular component: nuclear body. The record is from RefSeq and is a predicted model, not a curated record. NCBI's taxonomy places the organism in Eukaryota, Metazoa, Arthropoda, Insecta, Diptera, Tephritidae.